AUGGCGGCACCAUUAGAAAUCUUGGGAAUGAUAUUCGGCCAUUUCGUCAAGCCGUUUGGGCAACGAUCAGAAGCAACAAUUCAAGAGGAAGUUCUUAAUCGCAGAACCUUGGCAUCACUUUGCCGUGUCUCCAAGUCAUACAACUCUGUUGCGACCGGCCUUUUAUACAACCAAAUACGGCUAUUCGACGGAGACAUUCGUUUUCUCACUCGCACAAUCCUACAGGACCGGUCCAAAACAAAGGGCAAGCUAGUGAAACGACUGAGCCUUGAGUUUGAACUAGCCGGUCGUUGGGAACCAGAGACUCUUGAUCCGGAAAGGGCCGUCCGCGUGCCCGCAGCCCGAGAAGAACAAUGGGAUUACGCACGUUGCAGGGAUGAGGCACUUUCUGUUUUCGGACUAGAAAAUGCGGUGACAUCUGCGGCCGAUGGUUGGGAGUGCGAUGCCUCUGAGUUGGAGAAGCUUGAUCUCAACGACAAGUUCGAAGAAGACCUGGCAGCAAUCUUGCUAUUUCUCUUGCCAGAUCUUCGGUCUUUGCGAGUCAAAUUUGAUCCCAUGACUAAUCCUUUCGACCCAGAGGCUGCUGGCUACUGGAGAUGCGCUAUGUUAAUGCAGACUCUGAGGCUACCUUAUUGGUAUUACUAUAUGAAUUCUGGACAGCAUCCUGGCAGCCAUGGGGCUGAGGAACAUGUCAAAGAUCUCAUCCCGGCAUCACUUUUGAGCCUUGAGCAACUCAUCAUGUGCAAUCCAUUUGAAGAGCCCGGUACCAUCAAAUCCACAUACCCGCCUUUGAUGUGGUGCUAUCUCGAAGAGCUUCACCCGUUGUGGGCGCUCCCAAAACUGAAAUCUUUGACACUCGAACGUACCUCAUGGGGUUACGAUCGUACGUCAUUCGAUCGACCGAUACCCUCACUAGAACAUUUCACAAAGUCUACUUCAUUGGAACAUCUCGAGAUCCUCGACACGUCAAUCGCACCGGCAGUACUGCCACAGCUUCUAGAAUGCUUCUCUUCGCUUCGUUCUAUUAGCUAUGAGCUAGCAGAUGCCUACAGCCUAUUGAAUGACGAAUAUACCGACAGAGCCAUGACAGUUGGUAUGCUCGAUUCGCGCGGGAUACGGGAAACUAUCAGACGUUGCAAACCCGACUUAGUGAGCAUACAUAUCAAAGCAGUUAAAAAGGAAGAUAUUGACGAAGAAGAGCUGGCCACGCUGGACGGCCUACACGAAGAGCAAGAAACGAAUGAUGAAUAG
Messenger RNA from Clonostachys rhizophaga, 1251 nucleotides. The record is from the annotation of a GenBank genome assembly. Lineage: Eukaryota; Fungi; Ascomycota; Sordariomycetes; Hypocreales; Bionectriaceae.